AUGAUGAUGUUGAUAGUUCAGGCCAUCAUCACCAUGAAGAUCAACAUAGGGAAUCUCAUCACCAUCAGCAUCAUGGAGACCAGCACAAUCCAGGCCAUUGCGUACAACAUGUUGACCACUACAGAUCAGGGGCAUUCUGCUGGCAGUCCACCAGCACACAGGAAGACGGAGCCUCUUUCCAUUAAACCAGAGUCUUCCAUGACAACAACAAGCAACCCCAGCAGCCACGAAGAGGAACGAACAAGUUUCAUUGGCCCAUCAUUACAACAAGAGAAGAAAGAGGAGCUGGAUAGAAUCAUGAUAAUACAAGGACAAAAUGAAGGUCUGCACCACAGUUUGCUGAAGACAGCAGUGAGGAUGGAGUGUUUGGGAGAGGAAUUCAUGAGUAGCCAAAAGCUGUUGGAGGUGGAACUUCAGAGGACACGCACAGAGCUCAGCAACCUCACGGAGAGGUUUAAGAGACUACAUGAUAACUGUUCCUCCACACAGCAGACUAAUAAUGUUCUGGAGCAAAAGCUUCACUCAGUGACUCAAAAUAUGGAAGAAGAACGACAAAGGUUGAACUGUCGUAUUUCAGAGCUGACAAAGCAGCUUGAUAAUGUGAAAUUUGCCAACUCUGGCGAAGUGUUCAGUGUGACUUCUGCAAUCCACAAAAACAACCAUCAUUUUCAGUCAGAUGAUACCAUUAAUCAGGUGGUUCUCCCAAUCGCUCCCCCUCCAGUUCAGUUUAUGGACAACGAUAAUUAUGGAAAGGUUAAAGCUGCUGGGCAGGAGCAACCUCUAGGGUCAGUCCCAGAGGAGGAGGAAUCUGACUGGUCUGAAAUGGGAGAAGAGACCCCACGACUUAUACUGACAGGAUCAAACAGGGGUCAGACCUGGAGACACCGGGAAGCAGACCUGGACAGAGACAGCGAGUCAGGAAGUGAGGAAAUUCCCAGACGACACUCUCCACGCCCACUGCAAAUACCUCAUCUUCAGUUCACCUCCCACAGUGACAAUUUACCUGCACCACAAACUAGUUCUCGCCCUUCUGGCAUGAAGAAUCUUUCUGAUGGCAUUACAGGUGAGGGAAGUUACAGGUCCUCUAGUCCAAAUCACGGAUCUGCCAUUCUUAUCCGGUCAGCAAGCCUGGAGGAAAUUCCUCUGGCAUGCCAUCACAUGCAAAAAGAGCUGAGAGGCACAGAGGCCAUGAUGGACCUCCGCCAUCAAGGGAAUGAAGCUACUGAGGAUUUAGAUAAUGAGAUCAUUCAUCAUUGGAACACAAGCAACCACAGGGUUAUUGGGAGGCCAAUAGAUAGCAGUAUGUCAGAGGCAGAAAGCAGCUUGGCCAGCCUGCAGUCAGCCGAGCGGAUGCUAAACCACUUCAUAUGUGAUUCUUACACUACAGAGGGAAGAGACAGGGCUGAAGUACAUGGCUGGAUAGGAGGGAUUCCAGAUGAGGUGCUGAAAGGAGAGCGAACAAAGCUGUGACAGUAACAUGACUGCACUAAAAUCCUAAUUUAAUGUAGCUGUAGUAGAAAGUUUAAUGAAUAAGCUCAUUUUAGUGGUUUAUGGAUUCAGCCACAUUAAUUUGAUGUUUGAUGUAAUUUAAUUUCUGAAUUUGAAAAGUAGAUUUUAUGGAUUUACUUUGAUAAACUGAUGCUUUAACUUUCCUACUGUCCAAUUGGUGUAUCCAAUAAAAGUGAUGAGUUUCUAGCUUUAAAUUAUUAUAGCUGGCAUUUGCUGAAAGUGAUUGUUGGUCGAUGAAAACUAUGUAUAUAAAUGUGCACCUUGGAAA
This is a messenger RNA of Neolamprologus brichardi, 1777 nucleotides long. The record is from RefSeq and is a predicted model, not a curated record. NCBI's taxonomy places the organism in Eukaryota, Metazoa, Chordata, Actinopteri, Cichliformes, Cichlidae.